AUGAUAUGGAUUGGCGACAAGGGAAGAGAUAUCUAUUCAACGUGGAACCUGUCAGAGAAAGAUAGUAAGAAAUUCUCAGUGAUGAAGGAGAAAUUUGAAAACCACGUGAAACCGAAGUCAGAUCGUGUUUAUUCGAGAUACAAGUUCCUCAGUAGGACACAGAAGGAGGGAGAAACGUUUGAAAAAUUUCUCACAGAUCUCAGACUUUUAGUGAAAGAAUGUGGAUAUAAGGACCAGGACGAUAUGAUUCGAGACGCUAUCGUGUUCGGUACUCGGAAUCACAAGGUACGUGAAAAAUGCAUUGGUGAGGGUUCAGACUUAACCCUGGAGAAAGCUAUGAACUUUGCGCGUACAUGUGAAAUUUCUAAGCAGCAAAUACAGUCUAUGGAAGACAAAUUGGUACAUGGAAUAUCGAAAGGUAGUACUCUCCCAAACCGGAAGUCAGCACCGACUAAAAGAAAGACUGUAAAUAUUGUGGUCAAACUCGUGAGUUUAAACGAUGCCCUGCAUAUGGUGAAGCUUGUAGAAAGUGUGGAAAUCCAAACCACUUUGCAAUUAAGUGUCACUCAGGAAAAAAAGCGUGCUGUCGCUAGUUCAAAGAAAAACAAUAGAUCAAAGACAAUGCAUGCAGUAGACACAUCAGAUGAGGAAUUCUUUAUUGGUUCAGUGAAUGUGAAUGCUGAUCACAAAAACCUGAAAGUUGCUCCAACCUUUUCACCACUGAAGUCGUUCUCUGGACACUGCCUUCGUUGUGCUGGUACUGUUAUACUACCCUGUGUAUGGAAGGAUGCAGUGCUGCCAUAUGUGAAAUUCUACAUUAUCGACCAAACUGUGAACCCUGUUCUGGGAGCUGACAUAUGUUCUAAGCUUGGACUCGUUCAGCGAAUACACAACAUUGAGAGGAAAAACCGUACUGUACCACAUGGCAUUCCCCAGGAUUAUCGGGACUUAUUUAGUGGACUUGGAUGCUUACCAGGCACCUACUCAAUCAAGGUGGAUGAAAACAUUCAGCCAGUGAUAUAUCCUCCACCCAAGAUUCCCAUAGCCUUGAGGGACAAGGAAGAGCUCGACAGAAUGGAGCUUGAAGGAGUGAUUGUGAAGCAACGCGAGCCGACGAAAUGGGUCAACUCCAUAGUAACCGUUACAAAGCCGAAUGGAAAGAUCAGGAUUUGCAUUGAUCCUCGUGAUCUAAACCGUGCCAUACUUCGGGAACAUUUUCCCUUAAACACUGUUGAAGAAGUUGCAGCUAGGAUGCCUGGAGCCAAGAUUUUCAGCAAAUUAGAUGCCACGUCUGGAUUUUGGCAGACCAAACACGAUGACGAGAGUUCGAAACUCGAAAGGAGAAGCUACAUAUUGGACACCAAGGAAUUGUGA
Molecule: messenger RNA, 1374 nt
Organism: Saccostrea cuccullata (small rock oyster)
Lineage: Eukaryota; Metazoa; Mollusca; Bivalvia; Ostreida; Ostreidae
Exons: 2
Coding region: 1-1374 (457 amino acids)
Source: RefSeq, a predicted model, not a curated record